AUGAGUGAAAUUGAAAAUGGUAUGAAAUUUGUUGAUUACCCUGACGAAGAUUUCUUAUUUGUUGAUGGAACUCGUCUAGGUUCAACAAUUCCUUCUGCAACUUCUGAUUCAGUAGUUGACGGGAUAGAAAACCAAAUAAAAAAUGAUACUAUUUCUUCUACAGCUUCUGCUACAUCUUGUAAAAGUAGUGAAACAAUGGCUACUAACACUCCACCAGGUACUCCAUCUACAACUACCAGAAAUUCAGCAAAUGCAGGCUCAGGUCUAUUCACCUUGUUUGAAAGUGAUUCAAUCACCAAAAACAAUAAUAGUAUUGAUAAAAUUAACGGCGGAAAUGAUGAGAAAAUCAACGGUAGUAAUGAUACUGAAGAAAUCAUCAAGGUAAAUGAUGAUAACAAUAACAAUAUUAACAACGAUGACGGUUUUGUACUGCCUCAAGAACAAAUACAACAAAAUGAUCACUUAUUAAAACCAUCAGACCAGAAUGAUGCUCAGCACUUGGCACAACAACCUAAUAAUACAAUUACGCUUGUUGUUCCAGGAGAAAUAGAAUCACACAAAAAUUCAUCUUAUGCACCUAAACAACGUGAUAAUUCACCAGCAGCAACAAAAUCCUCACCUUCACCUCAAAAGAAAUCCUCACAAUCACAUAAGAGAGCUUUAUCUACAGAAAUAGUAUACAAGCUUUUAGGAAAUAAUACAGCAUCAGAAUCAACAAGCUAUCUUGAUGAACUUAAUGUAAUAGAUUCUAGGAGUAAAAGGCACGACGGAAAGAGAAAAGCUUUAAGUUUGAUGGUUGAUUCGUUUAAAAGUCCUUCCGGUCAACCAAAUCUUAGUGUUUUAUCUAAUAACACCACUUUGACAACAAAAGAGAAAAGAAAAACUAUUUCAGCUACAUCAUCUGGUAGUUCAAAUGCUGCCAAGAAAGUCAUGGAUUGGUUUAGAAGAAAAUCUUUGGCUAAACAAGACAUUCCUAUUACAAUUGAUAAUGACAAUGUUGAACAAGCUGCAGCUUCAACUCCUGAUUUAACAUCAAAUAAUAACAAUGGUCGUUCGUCAAAAAACAACAUAUUUAAAAAACCAAAAAAUAACACCACCAACAACAAUCCUUCGGUAAUUGUCACUCAACCAAAUAGCAUUGCAAAUUCAUCAUCAUCAUCUAGACAAUCCACAAUGACGUCCAUAAAUCUAAACGUGGAUGCAAAACUUCGUGUACAUAAUGGCGCUUUGGAUCAGCUAGCAUUGACAGAGCGACCACCUUAUGAAGUAUUUAUAGUUGUUAAACAAACCUUGCUUAGUAUGGGUAUUGAGAUUAGACGUGAAGGCGAAUUCAAGGUAAAAUGCCUUAGGCGUAAACGUAAAGGAGGUGUACCUAUUGAUAAUAAUUUCUAUUCCAAUAACGACAAUAACGGUAAUAAGGGUACCUCACAAGUUUCAGAAUCAACAGAAUCAUUAGAUGUUAACACAGAAAAGAAACGUAAAAAAUAUUCUUCAACGCCUUUUAAAACCUUAUUGCGGCGUACAAUUCAAGUUUACAACAACAACAACAAUCUUUACCAGUUUAUUUAUGGAGACCCAACUGUAGAUUCAGGUGAAGAAGUUAGAUUUUCUGUGGAGUUGUGUCGAAUCAAAAAUUUACCUGGAUUGUAUAUUGUUGACAUAAAAAGAUUGAAGGGUAAUCGUUGGAGUUAUAAAUUCUUGUAUCACACACUUUUGGACAGAUUAGAUCUUAAGGGGCAAAGUGGUUAUUUAACUAUUGGUACAAGUGGUGGUCUGAUUUAUUGA
Entrophospora candida is the source of this 1785-nucleotide messenger RNA. NCBI's taxonomy places the organism in Eukaryota, Fungi, Glomeromycota, Glomeromycetes, Entrophosporales, Entrophosporaceae. The record is from the annotation of a GenBank genome assembly.